Helianthus annuus (common sunflower) is the source of this 428-nucleotide messenger RNA. RefSeq names its product probable anion transporter 4, chloroplastic. The transcript has 3 exons. Lineage: Eukaryota; Viridiplantae; Streptophyta; Magnoliopsida; Asterales; Asteraceae. Gene Ontology annotation, cellular component: plastid. The coding region runs from base 39 to 428 and encodes 129 amino acids. Gene Ontology annotation, biological process: transmembrane transport. The record is from RefSeq and is a predicted model, not a curated record. Gene Ontology annotation, molecular function: phosphate transmembrane transporter activity.
UUCUAGAAACGGAACAAUCAAGGGCUGUUGGGCUUGCAAUGGCUGGGUUCCAGCUUGGAAGUGCUAUUGGACUCACGCUUUCUCCGAUCCUGAUGUCACAAGGUGGUGUAGGAGGACCCUUUAUAAUAUUUGGAUUAUCUGGAUUUCUAUGGGUUUCGGUAUGGGUAUCUGCAACAUCUAGCACUCCAGAGAGAAGCCCUCAAAUAACUAAAUAUGAGUUAGAAUACAUACAGAGCAAAAGGAAAAAGGGUCAAAUGAAGACAACCAAAAUAAUCCCACCGUUCAGGCGUUUGCUUUCUAAAUUACCAACUUGGUCCCUCAUUGUUGCUAAUUCCAUGCAUAGCUGGGGAUUCUUUGUUAUUCUUUCAUGGAUGCCGAUUUACUUUAAAACAAUAUAUCAUGUUGACCUUCGACAAGCAGCAUGUUGA